AUGUGCAUCGCACCAACAGUACCUGAGGUCCAGCUGGGUCAAACCCUGCUCAGCAGCUCGUCUCGCUACUUGGUUCUGGACUUCAUUGGUGAAGGCUGCUUUGGGAAAGUAGCCAAAUGCUGUAACAUGGACACCGACAAGACCGUGGCUGUCAAGAUCCUCAAAAACAACGAUUUUGCCGAGGACACUGAAAAAGAGCUGUCCAUGUUGAAAGAGAUCAGUGUCCUCAAUCCAGACCUCACUAAUGUGGUCAAGUUCUUGGAGCAGUUUGAACACAUCGGCCACACCUGUCUGGCAUUUGAGAUGCUGGACAGAAGUCUCUAUGACCUGAUUCAUGAAAAAAACUAUCAGCCAUUGUCUCUCCAGGAGAUCCGCCCUAUUGCAAAGCAGCUGAUGGUUGCUUUGGACGCCUUGAAGGGUCUUGGUAUCCUCCACGCAGACAUCAAACCAGACAACGUCAUGUUUGUCAAUCUGCAGGACCAGCCCCUCAGGGUCAAAUUAAUAGACUUUGGGCAAGCCAUGUCAGCCUCCAAAAUCCAGGCUGGGCUGGAAAUUCAGCCAUGUGGGUACAGGGCUCCAGAAGUUGUCCUCGGCCUCCCGUUCACUGAGGCUGUUGAUGUGUGGGGCGUGGGCUGCAUCCUGGCCUUCCUCUACCUUGCUGACAACCCCUUCCCUGUUGGCUGCCCAUAUAACAUGACACCAGAAGAAUUCUCAGAUGUCAACGGCAUUGAAGCAGAGGAGUGGAGCGACACGGUGGGGCUGUCCAGCCCUCUGGAGGAGCUGGUGGAUGUAGGUGCUCUCUGCUGUGUUGUACUAGUUUAG
Messenger RNA from Acanthochromis polyacanthus (spiny chromis), 822 nucleotides. RefSeq names its product homeodomain-interacting protein kinase 3-like. The record is from RefSeq and is a predicted model, not a curated record. Gene Ontology annotation, cellular component: cytoplasm; PML body; nucleus. Gene Ontology annotation, molecular function: protein serine/threonine kinase activity; ATP binding; SMAD binding. The transcript is spliced from 6 exons. Gene Ontology annotation, biological process: peptidyl-serine phosphorylation; positive regulation of transcription by RNA polymerase II; intrinsic apoptotic signaling pathway in response to DNA damage by p53 class mediator. NCBI's taxonomy places the organism in Eukaryota, Metazoa, Chordata, Actinopteri, Pomacentridae. Bases 1 to 822 code for a protein of 273 amino acids.